UUAACUUGCGCAAUAUAGCAUUUAACCCAUUAUAGUGCACGUAAUAGUAAAGUUUGAAUUAUCGAUAUACCAAUCUUUCAUACAACUACACAAUGGUUAUACGGUAAAUGAAAAUAUAAAAUACUCGAGGAUUAAAAAUAUAAAUAAAACCUUUAUUCUUCUAUAAUAUAAUAACGUAAAUUGUUUAAAAAAAUUACUCAAUCAUGACUUCAUUAGGCAAAUCUGUGUUUCUACUAAUAAAAAUGACUACUUCUGUUUGCAAAUUGUACAAGAGACCAUUUACAGUAUGCAUAGAGGGCAAUAUAGGAAGUGGUAAGACAACAUUCUUAAGUCAUUUUAAACAAUUUACCAAUACAACCAUUUUACAAGAACCAGUAGAACUUUGGCGAAAUGUUGCUGGAACAAAUUUAUUGGAAUUAAUGUACACAAAUCCUAGGCGCUAUAGUUUCUUAUUCCAAUCCUAUGUACAAUUAACAAUGCUGCAACUUCAUACUUACGAAUCUGCAAUGCCUUAUAAAAUUAUGGAAAGAUCAGUAUUUAGCUCCAGGUGCUUUAUAGAAACUAUGAAACGUUCUAAACUAUUACAAGAGGUGGAAAUAAUAGUCUUAGAAGAUUGGUAUGACUGGUGUAUACAGAAUGUUAAUAUAGUAACGGAUUUAAUAAUUUAUUUGAGGACAUCGCCGGAUGUUGUAUAUCAGAGAAUGAAAACAAGAGCGAGGAAAGAAGAAAAUUGUGUAUCAUUAGAAUAUUUACAGCAAGUUCAUAAUAUUCAUGAUGAGUGGCUCUAUCAUCAGACACUAUUUAGCGUACCAGCACCAGUUCUAAUAAUAGAUGGAAAUAAAAGUUUACCAGAAAUGGUCACACAAUUUGAAAAUUGCAAAGACUUAAUUUUUGGUAAAAAAGGGGAAAAAAAGAAUUAGGAAAGAAAGACAA
Messenger RNA from Bombus impatiens (common eastern bumble bee), 933 nucleotides. It is a transcript of the gene dnk, whose product is annotated as deoxynucleoside kinase. The record is from RefSeq and is a predicted model, not a curated record. Gene Ontology annotation, cellular component: mitochondrion; cytoplasm. The transcript is spliced from 4 exons. Lineage: Eukaryota; Metazoa; Arthropoda; Insecta; Hymenoptera; Apidae. The coding region runs from base 204 to 920 and encodes 238 amino acids. Gene Ontology annotation, biological process: nucleobase-containing compound metabolic process. Gene Ontology annotation, molecular function: ATP binding; deoxynucleoside kinase activity.